GGUUUGAAGAGUGGAGGGCUGAAGAGUGCUGUGAAUUUUGUUUCGUUUAAAUUUUUGCGAUUAUUAAUAUAAAUUUUAAUUCAAAGAAUUACAUACCCCGUCGGAUUAUAAAUUUGUGAUAUCUAAUUACCUACGUACCCGUCUUUAUUCUCUAUAUUAAAAUAAAUUUGGCAGUAUUUCUGAUUUCGCACUUCGCAGCGAAGCUGACAGAUCUAAUUGGCGUUGUAGACCGAUUUUAGGUUAUAACGCAUAUUCUAUUACUCUAGCAUAUUCUAUUAGUAAUCUUUUUGUAUUUGAUUAAAAUGGAAAGUAUGGACGUAGCCCAAGAAGGAGCAUCGGCAGCAACUUCUCCUACACAGGAAAAUGGGCCUGAUGCGAAGGUUACAGCGGAAGAAAUGACAUCAAGGGACUAUUAUUUUGACUCAUACGCUCAUUUUGGUAUUCAUGAGGAGAUGUUAAAAGACGAAGUGCGAACACUAACAUAUAGAAACGCUAUGUGCCAUAAUAAGCACUUGUUCAAAGGAAAGACGGUCCUGGAUAUUGGCUGUGGGACUGGAAUACUCUCAAUGUUUGCAGCAAAGGCAGGUGCUGCAAAAGUGAUUGCAGUGGAGUGUUCCAAUAUUGUUGACUAUGCUCGUAAAAUUGUUGAAGCAAAUAGACUUAGUGAUAUUAUAGAAAUUGUUAAGGGGAAGGUAGAAGAAGUAGAGCUGCCUGUUGAUAAAGUAGAUAUUAUAAUUUCUGAAUGGAUGGGCUACUGUUUGUUCUACGAGAGCAUGUUGGACACAGUGCUGUUUGCUAGAGACAAGUGGCUCAAACCUGAUGGAAUGCUCUUCCCUGACAGGUGCACACUGUUUAUCUGCGGCAUUGAAGACCGUCAGUACAAGGAUGAGAAGAUUAACUGGUGGGAUGAUGUGUACGGUUUUGAUAUGUCUUCCAUUAGGAAAGUGGCGAUAUCAGAGCCUCUUGUUGAUGUUGUUGAUGCAAAACAGGUGGUGACAAAUUCUUGUCUGCUGAAAGAAAUAGAUUUGUAUACUGUCAAAAAGGAGGAUCUGAACUUUGAAGCAAAGUUCAAUCUUCAGGUACGUCGCAAUGACUUUGUCCAAGCAUUGGUGACAUUCUUCAACGUGGAGUUCACUAAGUGUCACAAACGCCUCGGGUUCAGCACAGCUCCGGAAUCACCAUACACUCACUGGAAACAAACAGUCUUCUAUUUUGAUGAGUACAUGACCGUGAAAAAAGGAGAGGAGAUAAUGGGCGUGUUCUCCAUGCGACAGAACGCGCGCAACAACCGCGAUCUCGACUUUGAAGUGGAGAUCAGCUUUAAAGGGGAACUCUGCCAGGUGCAGGAGAAGAACCACUAUCGGAUGCGUUGAUAUCACCUCACCUCACUGACACCGACAUACACCCAAAUCAGAAGAUUCUUAGUAAUAAUGGGCUCGUGACAGCUUUCAUCUGGUUUGUCUUCUUGAGGUUGUUCAAUCAAAAUAAUAUUUCAAUUUAUGUACUGCAUCACCUUCCAUUCGGCUAUCCUCAUUCUAUUGUUAAUUUUUAGCAAAAUGUUAAUUUUGGAUUGAAUUCCAUAGUAAAAACCAAUACGAAACAGUUAAUUUCAGACAUGUUAAAAAUAAAUUGUUCAUUUAAACUUGGAUGACCUAUUUUAUGCAAAGAUGUUUUAUCCAUGUUAAAUCAUAUAUAAAAAAAAAACAAUAAUAAUACAUUGAACUAUGUGAAUAAAUUAUUAUUUAUUCCUUCUUGAUAUAACUCCUAAAAAUAUUAAUACUUGGAAUCAAAUUUUAUCAAUAAUUUCACUACCUUUACUUAAAUUUCUUAAAAAAAACGUACGCAGUUUUUAUUGAAAUUUAACUUGAAAUGAGAAAUUUGUGUUUGUACCAAUUUAAUUUAUAAACAAUGAAAUUAAUAAAGACAUUGACACAUUAUUUUUGAUAUAAUAAUUUCUGUUGUGAGGCUUGUUUUGCUAAUUAAGUCAUUGCAUUGAUAUACUUAACAAUGAGCAUUUCCAUAACAACUAAAAUAUUUAUAAUCACCAUAAAAAUACUCUUUAUACUUAGGCUGACAUCUAUAGAAUGUACUUAGACUUUCCUCAGAUUUUACUUACGUAAAACUAAGCUGAGUUUGAUAAAACACAAACUAGACUUUGACACUGGAUUUGCUUUAAGCUCAGUAUAAUUUCAGCUGUUAAAUGGCUAAAAAGAGGAAAAUAGACUAUGCUAAGCUAACACUCAGCUGAGUUUUACGUAAAGUCAGAGGAAAGUCUUUGUAUGUUCUAUAGCUGUCAGCCUCAGUGGCCUACUUCAGUAUGACAUUUGCUAAAGUCACAAUAGAAAGAAUAGAACAGUGGGAAGUGUUUUAUGAUAUUAAAAUUGAUUGACAAACAUUAACCGUAAACAAAUGAUUGUAAAAUAUGUUUUAAACAUGUUAUGAAGACAAACUUCUUUUUAAUAUACCAAAAUAUUUUUUUAGUAUGUAUCAUUCAGAGAACAAUAACAGAAAGAGUAGAGUAGAGUUUACAUUCUGAAUAUUAUUCUACUCUAUCAAAAAUAAAAUAUUCACAUCUCUCGCAAUGUUUUGAAAGUACAUUAUGUAGAAUGUUUGCGACAAGAUUGAUAGAAACUAAGCAUUCAUGUAGCUAAGAUGUUAGAUUUAAGUAAUGUAUCUGUGCUUUUGUGUAAGAAUGGUAUGAGUAUUUUGUGAGUUCAAAACCUCGAUCAACAAUUAUAGAACCAACUUAUUAUUGAGAUCACUUUGAACAUACAAUUAGGUUAUCAAUCAUUAGAUGAAUGUGUUACAAUAUCAGCUUUAUCAGUUUUUACUUUCAGUAAUGAUAAAAUGAUUUUUGUAGAUUUCUAAGACUUAUGUUUUCACUGAUAAACUGUUUCAUUUCUAAGAUGAGACAAGCAAAACCUAUUUUCCUACUUUAACUCCAUGUCCAAAAAUAUAAUCCUUUAAAGCACCCCCAUCUUUUCAUCAACAAAUUACUUAAUAUGCGGAGUAACUACUAAGUUUUAAUUUUAGUUUUUUUAGGUUAUCACAUGCUAUAGUGAAUUAUUUCCACAAUUACUUGCGUAUUAACCAUUGUUUGUAAUCUGGUAUUUUUAUUGCUAAUGCAGAAAGAUUGAGGUAAUAUUUUGUUAUAAUUUAUUUGUAUGAUUGUUUCUCCUGGUGGCCGAAACAUAGUUGAACGGCCUGCAUCACUAUUUACCAAAACUUAUUGUACCUGACCAAUUUUCCGCAAACUUUACUUAUAAUUCAUAAUUGUUGAUUGAAGGUCUUGUAGACUUAUUAUCUGUGAUGUCAUUGUUCACUUAGGAUAUUAUAUAUACAAAUACAAAUCUCUUUUGUUGUCUGAUAAAAAAAGUUUCUUUGUAGAAACUUUUUGGACAAAUAACGUUUGUAUAAGGUCAACCACUUUGAUUGAAGCUGCAAUAUUCUCAAGGAAAGCUUACGACAUGAGCCAUGUUCAAUAAAAAAAAUUCAGUAUUCAAAAUGAUUGUGGACGUACAAGUUAGGUACUGCUAGGACACGGUAUGCAAAUGACAAGAGAUUUCUGUGAAGUUCACCAAAUUAAUUUUGUAAUAAGUUUAAAAAUGUGUAUGAGGAGUAAAUUUGAACAAUCUUGC
Leptidea sinapis is the source of this 3638-nucleotide messenger RNA. It is a transcript of the gene Art1, whose product is annotated as protein arginine N-methyltransferase 1. The record is from RefSeq and is a predicted model, not a curated record. The coding region runs from base 303 to 1373 and encodes 356 amino acids. The transcript has 8 exons. Lineage: Eukaryota; Metazoa; Arthropoda; Insecta; Lepidoptera; Pieridae. Gene Ontology annotation, biological process: peptidyl-arginine methylation. Gene Ontology annotation, cellular component: nucleus. Gene Ontology annotation, molecular function: protein-arginine N-methyltransferase activity.